Molecule: messenger RNA, 5996 nt
Organism: Myotis myotis
Lineage: Eukaryota; Metazoa; Chordata; Mammalia; Chiroptera; Vespertilionidae
Gene: MROH1
Product: maestro heat like repeat family member 1
Exons: 42
Coding region: 809-5836 (1675 amino acids)
Cellular component (GO): cytoplasm
Molecular function (GO): protein binding
Source: RefSeq, a predicted model, not a curated record
CCACCCCUCCAGACAGACUCACCUGGGCGCACCCGCACCCGGGGCUGUGGGAAUGUGCGGAGGUGCCUAGGGCGUCGGCUGAAGGCCUUUGGAUGCCUGAGCGCCAGGAAGCUGGUUCUUUACUCCUGUGUCUGAUGCAGGGAGGGAAGGCCUGCCCCCAUGACCUGGCCCUGGGGUGGAGAGGGGGGGCAGCCAGUCCUGGUUGAGUCCUGCCCCACCACUAACUAGCUGCUAACUGACCGUGUGUCCCAGACCCGCUCAGCCAUGCAAAUGGCAGGUGACGGUGCCGUCAGCGUCAGCGCCUCCUUGCAGGACGCGGGGGCCUUCCAGCCCCUGCCUGUUUGUGCACCCCCUUCCCCUUGGCGUGUGGGCCUCGCUGGCCAUCAGCGUGCUCAUAGGUCUGUCGUGGAGGGCAGGGCGGUGGUGCUGUCAUCCCCGGAGUGUCCAGUGCCAUCCUACAGACCACCGGGCCUCUCUCCAAAAUCAGUAAAAACCUGUAUUUAAAGACGCAUUGAAGGCAGCACGGUAGAGUGUUGGUUGUUUACCCUGUGCCCGUGGCUGCCCGGAGCUGCGUACCACUAGCCCGAGAAAGCACAUCAGAGUUACGGCUCCGGACAGUGUCCACUCCACGGAACACGACUGCUUUUGACCCUCGGGAAAUGGAACGAUUACAUAGUGACUGCCCGCGAUGCGAUGCGAUCCAGGAGGCUGUGAAUUCAGUUUUGUGCCCUGGUUACGCCAGGUUUGAGAAGGCGCUGUCCAUGUUCGCACCGGGCGAGAGGAAGCCGAGACCUCCGAGACCCCCGCGAUGAGCGAGCCCUACGUGAAGAAGCUGUCCACCAUCCUGCUGGACUCCGUCACCGACAAGGACCCCCUGGUGCAGGAGCAGGUAUGCAGCGCCCUGUGUGCCCUUGGGGAGUCGCAGCCAGAGGAGACGCUCAGCGCCUGCGAGGAGCACCUGCGGCAGCACGAAAAGCUGGCUCAUCCUUACCGGACGAUGGUCCUGAGGGCCAUGGAGACGAUCGUGAGCAAUCACAUCAGUGAGCUGGGCAAGGACGUGACCAGGGCCAUCAUCCUCCUGGCCUCCAGCGAGAUGACCAAGGUGAAGGACCUGGUUUCUGACUGGCAGCAGGCUGCCAGCAGCGUCCUCGUGGCGGUGGGCAAGCGCUUUGUUGGCAUGGUGAUGGAGGAGAUGCUGGGCAAGUUCCAGCCCGGGGUCCUGCCUCACUGCUUCGUGGUGCAGACGUUAGCCAACCUCUCAGUCUUCAAUGUGUUCGGCAUGGUGCCCUUCCUGACGUCUGUUCUGAGCACCAUGCUGCCCAUGCUGGGCAUGGCCAAGCACGAUUCCAUGAGGGUGGUGUUCUGCUGUGCCCUGCAGCGCUUCAGCGAGAGCACCCUUGAGUACUUGGCCAACCUGGACCAAGCCCCAGACCCCACAGUCAGGAAGGACACCUUUGCCUCCGACAUCAGCAGUGCCUAUGACACCCUCUUUCACCACUGGCUGCAGAGCCGCGAAGCCAAACUCCGGCUCGCUGUGGUGGAGGCCCUGGGGCCCAUGAGCCACUUGCUGCCCAGUGAGAAGCUGGAGGAGCAGCUCCCCAAGCUCCUGCCCGGAGUCCUUGCCCUCUACAAGAAGCACGCCGAGACCUCCCACGUGUCCAAGAGCCUGGGCCAGAUCCUCGAGGCGGCAGUGAGCGUGGGCAGCCGCACGCUGGAGGUCCAGUUGGAUUCGCUCCUGGCCGCUCUGCACGCUCAGAUCUGUGUGCCUGUGGAGACUUCCAGUCCCCUGGUGACGAGCAACCAGAAGGAGGUGCUGCGCUGCUUCACAGUGCUGGCAUGCUGCUCGCCCGAACGCCUGCUGGCCUUCCUGCUGCCCAAGCUGGACACCAGCAAUGAGAGGACCCGCGUGGGCACCCUGCAGGUUCUGAGGCACAUCAUCAACUCAGCCGCUGCUCAAAUGGAAGUUAAGAAGCCCUUCAUCCUCUCCUCUAUGAGGCUUCCCCUUCUGGACCCCAAUAGCAAGGUGAAGCGGGCGGUGGUGCAGGUAAUCAGCGCCAUGGCCCACCAUGGCUACUUGGAGCAGCCUGGGGGCGAGGCGAUGCUGGAGUACAUCGUGCAGCAGUGUGCACUGCCCCCCGAAGCCCAGCAUCAGAAGCCCAGCGGCGAGGAGGAGCCCCCGGCGGACAGCGUGCGGGACAUCAGCGUCAGCACCCUCUACCUGGUCAGCACCACCGUGGACAGGAUGAGCGAUGUCCUCUGGCCGCACCUGCUCCAGUUCCUCACCCCCGUGCGCUUCACGGGGGCGCUGACCCCGCUCUGCCGGAGCCUCGUGCACUUGGCCCAGAAGAGGCAGGAGGCAGCGGCUGAGGCCCCCCUCAUCCAGUAUGACGCCAACGUGACCCUGCCAUCUCCAUACGCCAUAGCCACACGGCUUCUGACCGUGUCUUCCAGCCCCUACCUGGGGGGGGGCCGUGGGGCGGCCUCGCUGUGCCUCCUGAACGUCCUGCAUCGGGACAUCCACCCUUCGCUGGGUCAGCGGUGGGCAACGACCAUCGCCCUGCUGCUGGAGCACCUGGAAGAACAUACUGCGAAGACCCUGUCACAGAAGGAAUGGGAGGAAAAGCUGCUGGUGUUCCUUCGGGAUAGUCUUGCUGUUGUGUCUGACAACACAUGGAUCUGCCAGCUGAGCCUGGAGAUGUGCAAGCAGCUACCCUGCUACAACGGGACGCCCCAGGAGAAGAACUUCCUGUACAAAUGUGUGGGGACCACCCUGGGUGCUGCUUCCAGUAAGGACGUGGUGAGGAAACUCCUGCAGGAGCUGCUGGAGACAGCCAGAUACCAGGAGGAGGCCGAGCGCGAGGGCCUGGCCUGUUGCUUUGGGAUCUGUGCCAUCUCCCACCUGGACGACACCCUGGCCCAGCUGGAGGACUUUGUGAGGUCGGAUGUGUUCAGAAAAUCCAUUGGCAUCUUCAACAUUUUUAAGGACCGGAGCGAUAACGACGUGGACAGAGUGAAGGGCACGCUGAUCCUGUGCUACGGGCACGUGGCGGCGCAGGCCCCCCGCGAGCUGGUGCUGGCCCGGGCCGAGUCCGACAUCCUGCGGAAUAUGUUUCAGUGCUUCAGCACCAAGGUUCUGGGAAUAAAGGUAGAGACCAAGGACCCGGGCCUACAGCUGUGCCUUGUCCAGAGCAUGUGCAUGGUGUGCCAGGCCAUCUGUAGCAGUGCGCAGGCCGGCUCCUUCCACUUCACGAGGAAGGCGGAGCUGGUGGCCCAGAUGAUGGACUUCAUCAAGGCAGAGCCCCCAGACUCCUUGCGAACACCCAUUCGGAAGAAGGCCAUGCUCGCCUGCACCCACCUGGUCUCCCUGGAGCCUGAGCUGGAAGAGCAGGUGCAGUCGGACAUAAUCCACAGUUGUCUGCACAGCAUCAUGGCUGUGCCGCCCGAGCCUGAGGGGGAGGGUGGCCCCCAGGAGGUAUCUCCACGUGCCCCUCACCCCCGCCCAUGUCUGUGGGGGGCAGAGAAGAGGCUGCGGUGGGCGGUGUGGUCACUGGUGGGCCGGCGCCCCCUUCCCUCCCUCCAGUUCCUGUACCUGGACACCAUGCACACCCUUGAGGAUCUGCUGAGGAGCAUCCUUCGGCGGAACAUGACCCCCCAGGGCCUGCAGCUCAUGGUGGAGCACCUGAGCCCGUGGAUCAAGUCCCCGCGGGGCUACGAGCGGGUGCGGGCGCUGGGCCUGAGCGCUUGUCUGCUGCAGUUCUUCCUGGAGCACCUGCACGUCAGUGCCCUGGUGCCCUUCCACAACCUGGGCCUCCUCGUCGGCCUCUUCUCCCCACGGUGUGCGGACCUGUGGCCUGCCACCCGCCAGGAGGCCGUGAGCUGUGUCUACUCCCUGCUCUACCUCCAGCUGGGCUACGAGGGCUUCUCCCGUGACUACCGGGACGAUGUGGCCGAGCGGCUCCUCACCCUCAAAGACGGCCUUGUGCACCCCGACCCCGCCAUCCUCUUCCACGCCUGCCACAGCAUCGCUCAGAUCAUCGCGAAGCGCCUCCCGCCGGAUCAGCUCAUCAACCUCUUGCUCACCUUGUUUGAGAGCCUGGGAGACCCCGACAAGAACUGCUCCCGAGCGGCUACAGUCAUGAUCAACUGCCUGCUGAAGGAGCGGGGCAGCAUGCUGCUGGAGAAGGUGCCCGAGAUCAUGAGUGUGCUGCGUUCCAGGCUGCAGGAGACCCGCGAGGAGCACGUGCUGCAGUCCGCCCAGCACAGCGUGUAUGUCCUGGCCUCCCAGCACUGCGUGGCCGUGGUGACCAGCCUCCUGGGCAGCCCCCUGCCCUUCGACAGCCACACCUGCUCCCUGUGGCGGGCGCUGGCGGUGGAGCCCGGCCUCAGCGCCCAGGUGCUGGGGCUCCUGCUGGAGAAGAUGAGCAGAGACGUGCCCUUCAAGGAGAGCCGGGCCUUCCUGCUGAGCAGCGCCCCCGACCGCGUGGCCACGCUGCUGCCCCUGGCGGCCACCUGCGCGCUGCACGAGGUCAUGUCUGCUCCGGCGUCCGGGCCUGCGGUGACCGAGCUCUACCCCCAGCUGUUUGCUGGGCUGCUGCUGCGUGUCAGCUGCACGGUGGGCGUCCAGCUGCCCCGCAACCUGCAGGCCAAGGAGCGGAGGGCCGGCAGUUCAGCGCUGGCCUCCAGGACCCUCGAUCCCUGCAGCACUGCAGUGGAUGCUCUGCGGGCCGUGCUGCUGCGGGGCGGCAGCGAGGACGUGGUGCAGCGUGUGGAGCUGGAGGGGGGCUGGGAGCUGCUGAGCACCUCCGCAGGGCAUGAGGAUGGGGUGGCCCGGCUGGCCAGUGCCAUGGCAAAGUUUGCAGGCCCCCGGCUGCCCCUGGUGAUGAAGGCGCUGCUGGGCGCACAGAGCAGUGUGUACGAGGCCCAGAGGGUCACCUCCACAGCCUUCCUGGCCGAGCUGCUCACCAGCAACGUAGUGAAUGACCUGAUGCUCCUGGAGUCGCUGCUGGACAACCUGGCCGCCCGGCAGAAGGACCCGUGUGCCAGUGUACGGCGGCUGGUGCUCCGCGGCCUGGCCAACCUCGCCUCCGGCUCCCCCGAUAAGGUGCGGGCCCACGGCCCCCAGCUCCUGACAGCCAUGAUCAGCGGGCUGGACGACGGGGACGGCCCGCACAGCCUGGUGGCCCUGGAGGCCAUGGCAGGCCUGGCCAAGCUGCUGGGCCUGGUGGAGCCUGAGGACCUGCGCGCGGUGCUGCUGCACACGGCCAUCCGCAUCCGGCCCUUCUUCGACAGUGAGAAGAUGGAGUUCCGCUCUGUGUCCAUCCGCCUCUUUGGGCACCUCAACAAGGCCUGCCAUGGGGCCUGUGAGGACGUCUUCCUGGAGCAGGUGGUGGGGGGGCUGGUGCCCCUGCUGCUGCAUCUGCGGGACCCCCAGGCCUCUGUGGCUGCUGCCUGCAGGUUUGCCCUGCGCAUGUGCGGCCCCAACCUGGAGUGUGAGGAGCUGGCUGACGUCUUCCAGAAGCACCUGCAAGACGGCCGUGGCCUGCACUUUGGCGAGUUCCUCAAUGCCGCCUGCAAGCACCUGAUGUGCUACUUCCCGGACCUGCUGGGCCGCCUGGUGAGCACCAGCCUGUUCUACUUCAAGAGCAGCUGGGAGGACGUCCGAGCGGCUGCCCCCAUGCUCACAGGGUUCCUGGUGCUGCAUGUGGAGCCCCAGCAGCAGUCGCAGGUGGACCUGGAACAGCUCACUGCCGCCCUGCAGCUCCUACUCAAGGACCCAGCCCCCAAGGUGCGAGUGAAAGCUGCCGAGACUCUGGGCCGCCUGGUGAAGUUCGCCUGAGGCUCCGGCAUGCUGCCCCCGACAAGCAGCACCGCCAGGGCUGGCCUGGGCCUCAGAGUGCCUGCCCCAGCCACACGGGACCAAGCAGGGCGGGCAGUCUGUGCGGCCCCCCCACCCCCACCCCGGCUUCCAAUAAAGCUGUUCACUCCUCAGCAGGUGA